This is a messenger RNA of Quercus robur (English oak), 1282 nucleotides long. Its product is annotated as homeobox-leucine zipper protein HAT4. The record is from RefSeq and is a predicted model, not a curated record. NCBI's taxonomy places the organism in Eukaryota, Viridiplantae, Streptophyta, Magnoliopsida, Fagales, Fagaceae. Gene Ontology annotation, biological process: regulation of DNA-templated transcription. Gene Ontology annotation, molecular function: DNA-binding transcription factor activity, RNA polymerase II-specific; sequence-specific DNA binding. Gene Ontology annotation, cellular component: nucleus. The coding region runs from base 231 to 1112 and encodes 293 amino acids. The transcript is spliced from 4 exons.
UGAUUGAACUUAUACACCACUCCUACCAGUUUCUCUUCUUUCUAUAUAACCCCCACCAUACCUCCAUUAGUCCCCUCCAAACUAUACCUAUCACUCGCCAAAUUCUCUCUCUCUCUCUCUCUCUCUCUCUCCAAAGACCAGAAGCUUAAAACUUCAACCCUAGUAGUCCUUUGAAUACACAAAGUUCUUCAAAGGAACUUUUCUUUGGUUUUUAUUGCAAAGAGAAAAGUAUGAUGGUUGAGAAGGAAGAUCUGGGUCUGAGUCUGAGCUUGACCUCAGCUCAGAACCACCACUCUCUACACCUGAAUCUCAUGCCUUCCCUGGUCCCAUCUUCUGGGUUCAAUCCAAAGCCCUCUUGGAACGAGACCUUUCCUUCAUCAGAUCGAAACUCUGAAACAUGCCGAGCCGAGACUCGAUCUUUCCUACGAGGCAUCGACGUGAACCGGCUUCCAUCCACGGCUGAUUGCGAAGAAGAAGCAGGCGUGUCAUCUCCAAACAGCACCCUAUCUAGCGUGAGUGGGAAGCGAAGCGAGAGAGAAGCUCACUGUGAAGAGCUCGACAUUGAGAGAGCUUGCUCUCGAGGUAUCAGUGAUGAAGAAGACGGUGAAACCUCGAGAAAGAAGCUUAGGCUCUCCAAGGACCAGUCCGCUGUUCUUGAAGAGAGCUUCAAAGAGCACAACACCCUCAACCCAAAGCAAAAGUUAGCGUUGGCUAAGCAGCUAGGCCUCCGACCUAGGCAAGUAGAGGUCUGGUUUCAGAACAGAAGGGCAAGGACCAAGCUGAAGCAAACCGAGGUUGACUGCGAAUUUCUAAAGAGGUGUUGUGAGAAUCUGACGGACGAGAAUAGGCGGUUGCAGAAGGAAGUUCAGGAGCUGAGAGCACUGAAACUUUCCCCGCAGUUCUACAUGCAAAUGACCCCACCUACGACCCUAACCAUGUGCCCCUCAUGUGAGCGUGUCGGGGUCCCACCUUCUUCAUCAUCAACCGUUGAUGCAAGGUCCCACCAGAUGGGCCCAACUCACCAGCGUCCGAUCCCAAUUAACCCGUGGGCCCCAACUCCAUCUUCCAUCCCACAUCGACCGUUCGAUGCAGUGCUCCAUCCACGAUCGUAGAUUAGCUACAAAGAUCAACAUGAAAAAAAAACAUUUUGGUCCUUAAACUAGGUGUAUUGUAAUGUAAUCUUAUUCUUAUUCUUAGCUAAUAUCAAAGGUUGUUAUAAUGUGUACGGAGAAAAGAUGCAAAUAUAUUCAGUUUUUAACAGCGUACCAAUUUUCAGGUUCAA